UGAUCGUCUAACAAAAAAAAAACCCAGGACUAACUAGAAGAAGGAAGAGCAACCCCUCUCUCUCUCAACUGCUCAAAAAUGAAAGCAAUAAGCCCCGUGCGGUCCUUCCGGAAAAACAACGCGAAUUUAUCAGAGCACUCCUUGGGAAUCUCUCGCAGCAAGACCCCGGUGGACGACCCGCUCAGCCUGCUGUACAACAUGAACGACUGCUACUCCAAGCUGAAGGAGCUGGUGCCCAGCAUCCCGCAGAACAAGAACGUCAGCAAGAUGGAAAUCCUGCAGCAUGUCAUCGACUACAUCCUAGACCUGCAGAUCGCGCUGGACUCCAGUGUGGCACUAACCAGCCUGCACCACCCGUCCAGGACCCCCCUCACCACCCUCAACACAGACAUCAGCAUCCUGUCAUUACAGUCCCCGGAGUUGCCAUCAGAGCUGAUGACAGAUGACAGCCGGACUCUGCAUCGUUAAAGCGGUGUUUGGUCAAGACGCAAAAAAACACACACACUCACCAGGACCUGGGGAGCAGGACUCUCCCACCCCCUCUCUCCUCCUCCUCCUCCAGCCUCUGUCCUCCCAGGCCUGGAUUUUUUUUAUUUUAUUUUUUUGUUUCUGACGAUGAAAUCAAGAGACUUUUUUUGCUUAAUAUGGGACAAUCUUAUGUGAUGUGAUUUGUUUGGACACUUCAUUAUUAUUUAACUUAAGACUCUUUUAUUUGUGGGUCCUUUCUGGAAAAUGGAAGGCCCUUAUGUUUUGCAGCGGGAGGAAAAAUGAGAUUAUUGUCACAAGGAUUAUUUCCCCUCCCUCACCCACCCACCACCCCACACACGCAUACACACACACACACACACACACACACAUGCACACACACACCCGCCCGCCCCUCUCCUUGUUGAACUCUUCGCUUUUUUUGCGGAGGUGGGAACGUGUAUAAAGCAGAAAACUUGGUUAGUUACUGUGUAUAUAGAUAUAUACAUAUAAAACAAACAAACAAAAAAAAAAGUUUAGUCUUGUCUUGUCAGAUUUGUUGGCACAUGAAGGACUGGACUAUGUUUAAAACAUACGAGAGAAGGAAGGAAGGAAGAAAAAAAAAGUUCGAGUGGAAUCUUGUGAACUCUCUCUCCUCGGGAGUUUAUAUUGUAUAGUUGCAGGAUUUGAAUCUUCUGCAAAAGUGUAAUGUUGUACUUAUGCUGAAACUUUUUAUAAAAGUAAUGUAAAUUGUACCCUUUUUUUUAUACAAAAUAAAUGAAAAACACAGCC
Messenger RNA from Cololabis saira (Pacific saury), 1257 nucleotides. It is a transcript of the gene id2a, whose product is annotated as inhibitor of DNA binding 2a. Gene Ontology annotation, biological process: negative regulation of transcription by RNA polymerase II; circadian regulation of gene expression; cell differentiation. The transcript is spliced from 3 exons. Gene Ontology annotation, molecular function: protein dimerization activity; transcription regulator activity. The record is from RefSeq and is a predicted model, not a curated record. Lineage: Eukaryota; Metazoa; Chordata; Actinopteri; Beloniformes; Belonidae. The coding region runs from base 79 to 468 and encodes 129 amino acids. Gene Ontology annotation, cellular component: cytoplasm; nucleus.